AUGGACUCUGAGGAUGACCCCCUGCUGCAGGACGUGUGGCUAGAGGAGGAGCAGGAGGAGGAAGAAGCAGCAGGCGAGGCCUUUAGCAGGGCCCAGAAGUCGAGGCCCCGUCCUGGGGCAGGGGGGCAGUGUUGCUGGCGGCGCUGGACUCUGCCUUCGGGGCCCCCAGCCACGGGCUUCUGGAGUACCCUGGGCUGGGCCUUCACCAACCCGUGCUGUGCGGGGCUGGUGCUCUUCCUGGGCUGCAGCAUCCCCAUGGCCCUGUCGGCCUUCAUGUUCCUCUACUACCCGCCCCUGGACAUCGACAUCUCCUACAACGCCUUUGAGAUCCGCAACCACGAGGCCUCGCAGCGUUUUGACGCCCUCGCUCUGGCACUCAAGUCCCAGUUUGGAUCCUGGGGACGCAACCGGCGCGACUUGGCUGACUUCACCUCUGAGACGCUUCAACGCCUCAUCUCGGAGCAGUUGCAGCAGCUGCAUCUCGGCAAUCGCUCRCGGCAGGCCGCCAGAACCCCGCGCUCGGUUCCCGCGACCGCCUGGGACACCUCCGCGGCCGAAAAGCCAGCAGCCAAUCGGAGCAGGCGUCUUCGGCGUGACGCCCCGCCCCUGGCGGAUCUGGCAGCCAACCAGAGUGAAGCCCCGAAGGACCCUCGGCCAGAUCCGAAUGGACGACGCCAGCCCAGCACCACGCCCCCCGCGGCCGUCGCGGCCAAUCAGAGCCGCUCCCGCCGGGGCGCCUCGCGCUGGGACUACUCACGCACCUACGUGAGCGCCAACACCCAGACGCACGCGCACUGGCGCAUCGAGCUCAUCUUCCUGGCUCGCGGCGACGCGGAGCGCAACAUCUUCACCAGCGAGAGGCUGGUCACCAUCCAUGAGAUCGAGCGCAAGAUCAUGGACCACCCGGGCUUCCGGGAGUUCUGCUGGAAGCCCCACGAGGUGCUCAAGGACCUGCCGCUGGGCUCCUACUCCUACUGCUCCCCGCCCAGCUCGCUGAUGACCUACUUCUUCCCCACCGAGAGGGGCGGCAAGAUCUACUACGACGGCAUGGGCCAGGACCUGGCCGACAUCCGGGGCUCUCUAGAGCUGGCCAUGACUCACCCUGAGUUCUACUGGUACGUGGAUGAGGGCCUCUCUGCAGACAACCUGAAGAGCUCCCUCCUGCGCAGUGAGAUCCUGUUUGGAGCACCCCUGCCCAACUACUACUCGGUGGAUGACCGCUGGGAGGAGCAACGGGCCAAGUUUCAGAGCUUCGUGGUCACCUAUGUGGCCAUGCUAGCCAAGCAGUCUACUAGCAAAGUCCAGGUGCUCUACGGGGGCACAGACCUCUUUGACUACGAGGUGCGCAGGACCUUCAACAACGACAUGCUGCUGGCCUUCAUCAGCAGCAGCUGCAUAGCCGCCCUGGUCUACGUCCUCACCUCCUGCUCAGUGUUCCUGUCCUUCUUCGGGAUCGCCAGCAUCGGCCUCAGCUGCCUGGUGGCGCUCUUCCUGUACCACGUGGUCUUUGGCGUUCAGUACCUGGGCAUCCUCAACGGGGUGGCAGCCUUCGUGAUCGUGGGCAUUGGUGUGGACGACGUCUUUGUGUUCAUCAACACCUACCGCCAGGCCACCCACCUGGAGGACCCGCAGCUGCGCAUGGUCCACACCAUCCAGACGGCCGGCAAGGCCACCUUCUUCACCUCCCUGACCACGGCCGCCGCCUACGCGGCCAACGUCUUCUCCCAGAUCCCGGCCGUGCACGACUUCGGCCUGUUCAUGUCGCUGAUCGUGUCCUGCUGCUGGCUGGCUGUGCUCUUCACCAUGCCCGCCGCCCUGGGCCUCUGGAGCCUCUACGUGGCACCCCUGGAGAGCUCCUGCCAGGCCAGUUGCCACCAGAAAUGCGGCCACAAGAGCUCCUUGCACUUCCCUGGGGACAUGUUUGCCACCCCUGAGCGGGCAGGGGGCAGCCCUGGCCAGGGCCCCAUGCCCUACCUGGACGACGACAUCCCCUUGCUGAGCGUCGAGGAGGAGCCGGUGUCCCUGGAGCUGGGAGAUGUGUCGCUGGUGUCCGUGCCCCCAGAGGGCCUGCAGCCGUGCCCUGGCAGGGGCAGCCGGGACCAGCUCCUGGUGCAGCUGCAGGAGCUGCUGAACCACUGGGCCCUGUGGUCCGCCGUCAAGAGCCGCUGGGUGGUCGUGGGGCUCUUCGUCUCCAUCCUUGUCCUGUCCCUGGUAUUCGCCAGCCGCCUCCGCCCCGCCAGCCGCGCCCCUCUGCUCUUCCGGCCGGACACCAACAUCCAGGUGCUGCUGGACCUCAAGUACAACCUGAGCGCCGAGGGCAUCUCCUGCAUCACCUGCUCAGGUCUGUUCCAGGAGAAGCCCCACAGCCUGCARAACAACAUCCGGACGUCCCUGGAGAAAAGGAAGCGGGGCUCUGGGGCCCCCUGGGCCAGCCGGCCUGAGGCCAGUCCGCAGGACUCSCUGGGCACCGUGUACAUCUCCAAAGUAAAGAGUAAAGGCCACCCYGCCAUCUACAGGCUGUCCCUCAACGCCAGCCUGCCCGCGCCCUGGCAGGCCGUGGCCCCUGGGGACGGAGAGGUGCCCUCCUUCCAGGUGUAUAGAGCGCCUUUUGGUGACUUCACCAAGAAGCUGACCGCUUGUAUGUCUACAGUAGGGCUGCUCCCGGCCGCGAGCCCCGUCCACAAGUGGAUGCUGACGGCCGUGGCCUGUGACGCCAGGCGGGGCUGGAAGUUUGACUUCAGCUUCUACGUGGCCGCCAAGGAGCAGCAGCACACUCGGAAGCUGUACUUUGCCCAGUCCCACAAGCCCCCCUUCCACGGGCGCGUGUGUGGUGCACCUCCCGGCUGCCUGCUCAGCGCCAGCCCCGAUGGGCCCACCAAGGGCUUCUUCUACGUGCCUAGUGAGAGAGUGCCCAAGGCCCGCCUCUCGGCCACCUUUGGCUUCAACCCCUGCGUGAACACGGGCUGCGGGAAGCCAGCAGUGCGGCCUCUGGUGGACACAGGGGCCAUGGUCUUCGUGGUCUUUGGCAUCAUUGGCCUCAACCGCACCCGGCAGGUGGACAACCAUGUCAUUGGAGACCCGGGCAGCGUGGUCUACGACAGCAGCUUUGACCUCUUCAAGGAGAUCGGGCACCUGUGUCGCCUCUGCAAGACCAUCGCGGGCAACCCCGAGCUGGUGAAGCCSGGCGGGGCCCAGUGCCUGCCCUCAGGCUACAGCAUCUCCUCCUUCCUGCAAAUGCUGCACCCCGAGUGCCGGGAGCUGCCCGAGCCCAACCUGCUGCCGGGGCAGCUGUCCCACGGGGCGGUGGGCGUCAAGGAGGGCCGCGUGCAGUGGAUCUCCAUGGCCUUCGAGUCGACCACGUACAAGGGCAAGUCCUCCUUCCAGACCCACUCCGACUACCUGCGCUGGGAGGGCUUCCUCCGGCAGCAGCUGCAGAGCUUCCCAGAGGGCUCGGCCCUGCGCCGCGGCUUCCAGACCUGCGAGCACUGGAAGCAGAUCUUCAUGGAGAUCAUAGGGGUGCAGAGCGCCCUGUACGGCCUGGCCCUGUCCCUGCUCAUCUGCGUGGCCGCGGUGGCCGUGUUCACCACCCACAUCCUGCUGCUGCUGCCUGUGCUCCUGAGCAUCCUGGGCAUCGUGUGCCUGGUGGUGACCAUCAUGUACUGGAGUGGCUGGGAAAUGGGCGCGGUGGAAGCCAUCUCCCUGUCCAUCCUGGUGGGCUCCUCCGUGGAUUACUGCGUCCAUCUGGUGGAGGGCUACCUGCUGGCCGGAGAGAACCUGCCCCCCCACCAGGCUGAGGAUGCCCGCUCGCAGCGCCAGUGGCGGACGUUGGAAGCCGUGCGGCACGUGGGUGUGGCCAUCGUGUCCAGCGCCCUCACCACAGUCAUCGCCACYGUGCCCCUCUUCUUCUGCAUCAUCGCCCCGUUCGCCAAAUUCGGCAAGAUCGUGGCGCUCAACACGGGCGUGUCCAUCCUGUACACGCUCACCGUCAGCACCGCCUUGCUGGGCAUCAUGGCCCCCGGCUCCUUCACCCGGACCAGGACUUCCUUCCUCAAGGCCCUGGGUGCUGUCCUGUUGGCGGGGGCCCUGGGGCUGGGCACUUGCCUUGUGCUCCUGCGCAGUGGCUAUAAGAUCCCUCUGCCCAGCGGGGCUGCCCUAUAG
This is a messenger RNA of Urocitellus parryii (Arctic ground squirrel), 4158 nucleotides long. RefSeq names its product dispatched RND transporter family member 3 (gene Disp3). The record is from RefSeq and is a predicted model, not a curated record. Lineage: Eukaryota; Metazoa; Chordata; Mammalia; Rodentia; Sciuridae. Gene Ontology annotation, cellular component: cytoplasm.